AUGAAUGAUCAAGCAGAAGAGCAGAAAAUUCUAAAAGCAAUGAAGCUCGACGCAAGCCAUUAUAAUAGAGAGCACUAUAUUGCACAGUGGCACAUGUAUAUUUAUCAGUCACAGUUAUUACUUGCGCAACGGAAGCAAAAACGUAAAGCUGAAACUCAUAAAACAGUACCAUGUCAAGCCUGGAAAGAUACUGGUCGUUGCAAUUAUGGCAAACGAUGCAAAUUUGCACAUGGAAUAGAAGAAUUGCGACCAGUACCAAAGACAGAAGUGAAGAUCUUUAAUAAUCCUCGAUAUCGAACAGCGCUUUGUAUCAAAUAUACUACCUUUGGUUACUGUCCUUAUGGUGAUCAGUGCCAUUUCAUUCAUGACCCUAUAAAGAUCGACUUGGAAAAAUGUUUAGAUCGGUUAUCGCCAUCUUCAUUACAACCUUCAACAAAUACAAAAGUUGACUUACUUCUAGAUGGUCCAUCUCAUCUUGGAGUGGAACCAGAAUCACAACAUCUGACAGAAUGGCGAAAGAAGAACAAAUUAGAACUAAUCACAGAAUCAGAUCUGAAUCUAGAUUCAGAGGGUUUGAAACCAGAAUCUGCGCCAGUAAGUCAACCUUUGAAUUUCAAAGAAAGCGAUAACAAGGGGAUAGCAACAAGUUGUGACCCAUUUAGAACCGACGAUCUUUGCAAGAAUGAAAUUGAACUUAAACCUUUUAAAUUCAAUGUGUUCGAUGACUUCAUUUAUGUAAUUAACCCUCAAUUCGCUUCAAAAAACCAAUAA
Messenger RNA from Thelazia callipaeda (thelaziosis nematode), 771 nucleotides. The record is from the annotation of a GenBank genome assembly. Lineage: Eukaryota; Metazoa; Nematoda; Chromadorea; Rhabditida; Thelaziidae.